Nannospalax galili (Upper Galilee mountains blind mole rat) is the source of this 930-nucleotide messenger RNA. RefSeq names its product synaptonemal complex central element protein 2 (gene Syce2). The transcript is spliced from 5 exons. The record is from RefSeq and is a predicted model, not a curated record. Gene Ontology annotation, cellular component: central element. NCBI's taxonomy places the organism in Eukaryota, Metazoa, Chordata, Mammalia, Rodentia, Spalacidae. Gene Ontology annotation, biological process: synaptonemal complex assembly. The coding region runs from base 183 to 725 and encodes 180 amino acids.
CAGCUCAGCGCUCGGUGCCCACUCUUCGUCAAACCCCGUGGAGCCCUCAACGGCUGCCAACGGCUGCCCCAACCCCUGAGCGAGCCGGUGGCCGACGGGGGCGGGGCCAGCGUGCUCUGCACGUGCGUAGGGCGGGGCCGAGGCACGCGCUCAGGGAGCAAAGCUAGGCGGGAAAGGACGGAAUGGAGCGCCACGGAGGACAUGAGGUGGGCAUGCCCCCCAACGAGUUGAAGGAGCAGGAGCCCCAAGCGAUGGUGGAGAGCAGAGAGUAUCAACAAGAUGAGGACAACUACGAUGAGGAGGUUGGUGCAGUGGCCGCCAGUGCCAACUGCCAGCAGCCCACACUGGAAGGGAAGCCAGGACCCUUCUCUUCUCUGGACUCCAGCAUUGAAAUCCUGAAGAAGAAAGCCCAGGAACUGAUUGAAAACAUCAAUGAGAGCAGGCAAAAGGACCACACCCUCAUGACCAGCUUCAGGGACAGCCUCAAGAUCAAGGUCUCAGAUCUGACAGAGAAGUUAGAAGAGAGGAUGUACCAGGUGUACAGCCACCACAGCAAGAUCAUUCAGGAAAGACUCCAAGAAUUCACCCAGAAGAUGGCAAAGAUCAGCCACCUAGAAAUGGAGCUCAAACAAGUCUGCCAUACUGUGGAGACAGUGUACAAGGACCUGUGUGUGCAGGCUGAGGUUCCCACUUCAGAGCAGAACUACAAAGAUGGUGAGUGCUGACUGCUGCUGAGAGGUUCACAUCUUAAUGAUGGCCGCCAAGAGAAGAGGUCACUGUUUGGACCAUGUUGAGAUUGUUUUUUAUAGUUCUGUAACUGAGCAUUCCUUGUGCCUAACCCCCAAAGUGCAGCAAGGUUAGCCCCUGGCAGACUCUGCUUUAGUAAAUUCACCUGGCAACAUACCUGCAGUUGAUUAAAUAUUUGCUUUU